GUUUUGUGCAACGAUCAUGUGGCAUAUUUUUUGUUAUGCAUCGAUUUUGCAUAUUUCCUUUCGCCGUCACAAUAUAAAUGACAUCGCAAUGUUUCACGCUUCUGCUGAAUGCAAGUGUUUAGUCGACUUUGUUUGACACGAGAGUGUGGAUGUCUUCAGUGUUAACGCAGUCACAAGAAUCAUGGAUUUUUUCGUUGGUGUAGACGUGGGAACGGGAAGUGUUCGAGCAGCUUUAAUCACCUCGACUGGAAAAAUAAAGGAGAUAGCUACGUGCCCACUCGAAAUAUUCCAUCCUGCUCCAAAUUUCUACGAGCAAUCUUCUGAUAACAUUUGGAGCGCCUUGUGCCACGUUGUCAAGUCAGUUGUUGCUGGCAUUUCUGCAGAAGAUGUUAAAGGUAUUGGUUUUGACGCUACUUGUUCACUGGUGGCUCUUGAUGAAACUGGUUCUCCUGUAACAGUCAGUCUCACAGGACAGGAAAAACAGAAUGUUAUACUGUGGAUGGAUCACAGAGCACAAGAAGAAGCUGAUUUCAUUAACUCCACAGGCCAUGAUAUAUUGCAGUAUGUAGGUGGCAAAGUUUCCCUUGAAAUGCAAACUCCGAAAAUGCUGUGGCUUAAGAAAAAUUUACCCACUUCUUGGAAUUCUACAGCACUAUUGUUCGAUUUACCAGAUUUUUUAACAUGGAAAGCUACCGAAUCGGAAUCACGAUCGUUAUGUUCUUUAGUAUGUAAGUGGAAUUAUAGCGCCAAUCCUGAUGGUAAAAACGGAUGGAGCGAGGAUUUUUUUGAGCAACUUAAUCUACGCGACCUGAAAAAAGACAAUUGGAAGAAAAUAGGUAACGAUGUAAGAGUACCUGGUGAUGCGAUCGAAUCCGGAUUGUCAAUAAAAGCUGCGGCAGAAUUGGGUUUAUUGAAAGGUACACCAGUUGGAACGUCGUUGAUCGAUGCACACGCUGGUGGUCUCGGCAUGAUCGGAUGUUACGCGCCUGAUGUAUCUUCGAAUUUCUCAAAUCGACUGGCUUUGAUAUGCGGCACUUCUACUUGUCACAUGAUAGUAAACGAGAAUAAGAUUUUCGUGAAUGGCGUUUGGGGUCCUUAUUAUAGCGCGAUGGUACCCGGAUUUUGGCUCAACGAGGGAGGUCAGAGUGCUACCGGCAAGCUACUCGAUCACGUCAUUGAUACGCAUCCUGCGACGCCAGGAAUUCUGAAGAGUCUAGGUGGAAAUAAACAUAUUCAACAGUAUCUAUCUGAACUGUUGCACGUCAUGGCUGAACAAAAAAAUCUACAGAACGUGUCGUAUUUGACGAAGGACUUGCACGUAUGGCCGGAUUUUCACGGUAACCGUUCGCCUCUGGCUGAUCCGACUUUGAAGGGAAUGAUAUCCGGAUUAUCUUUAUCUGUGGAUAAGGAGAACUUAGCGCUAUUAUAUCUUGCAACGGUGCAGGCAUUAACGUACGGCACGAAGCAUAUAAUUGAAACCUUAACGACUGCCGGCCAUAAUAUCGAAACGGUAUUAGUUUGCGGUGGACUCAGUCAAAAUCCGCUGUUCAUUCAAAUACAAGCCGACGUGCUGGGAUUACCGGUUCUUUGUCCUGUAGAACGAGAAUCGGUUUUGGUAGGAGCGGCAAUUCUUGGAGCGUGUGCUACAAAAAAAUAUUCUAUGCACGACACCAUCAGCAGAAUGGCGGGUUCGGCGAAUAUAGUGAAACCGACAAGUGAAUGUUACAAAUAUCACUAUCGGAAGUAUCGCGUAUUCAAGAAAAUGGUGCAGGACCAACAAGACUACAGGGAAUUAAUGAAUGAAGAAUUGUAGCUUACUUUUUACUUUUCUACUUAGAAUAAAUGGGAUAUACUAAGAAUGGGCUGUGCUCAGCAUUUUUACAUCUGAGAGUGAAGAUAAAUAGUAUACAAAUUUUUAUUCGAUAAAAUGUAUUUAUAAUAGAUAUCCUCAAAGUUUCAGUUAAAAUGCAAAUAUUAAGGAAUAAUAGUCAUAAUUAAUAAUCAUAAGCAACAUAGUAAAGUAGCAAUUUUCAUUUUAAAAAAAAUUAUAUUCUAUCGUAAAAAAUAUGUGUAUAGGUUUUUUUCUGUCUCUCCCAGUUUAUUCUACUUUAUCAUGGAAGCAUAAAAGAUCUAGAAAUAAAAAAAUCAUAUAAUCACGAUACAAUAUAUCAUUUUGAGCAAAUCAAAAAUUAUGAUUCCCAAAAUUGUUUUCUUGCAAAAUUCUCGUCAACUAUGUUAGAGACACAUGAUUUGACGGAAGUAUAUAACAUCAACUGUAGUUUUAGAUGGCGUGGAAUUUAAAAUAUGCCUUUGUAUAUAUCAUAAUUUUUAGAAAAGAUUUAUCGGGAAAACGUG
This is a messenger RNA of Pseudomyrmex gracilis, 2355 nucleotides long. Its product is annotated as FGGY carbohydrate kinase domain-containing protein. Lineage: Eukaryota; Metazoa; Arthropoda; Insecta; Hymenoptera; Formicidae. The record is from RefSeq and is a predicted model, not a curated record. The transcript is spliced from 11 exons. Gene Ontology annotation, molecular function: kinase activity; phosphotransferase activity, alcohol group as acceptor. Gene Ontology annotation, biological process: carbohydrate metabolic process. The coding region runs from base 182 to 1813 and encodes 543 amino acids.